AUGGCCCGCGUGUCAUUCGCCAUGCUGUCGCUCGGGGCAGCGCUGGCCACUGAGGAGACCACGGCAAGCUUGCGGGGCUCUGCUGCGGCGCGACGCCUGGAGAGCUGCACCGCGGACGCGAAGCCAUGCGCAGCCCCGCACUCCAACUCGGCUAUCCAGCUGCCUGCGGCACUCCCCGCCACCGUGCCAGCCCAGCGCCUGGGAUGGCGACUGCUCGAAAGAUCGCGCCAACGAAGCGCUGGUGGGGGGGGCAGUGCAUGCAUUGAAGCGUGGCGAGAGGGGGGUCCCUUGAAAGAUGUCAAAAACCCCGCCAGACAGUGCUUCACACCGUAG
Prorocentrum cordatum is the source of this 333-nucleotide messenger RNA. NCBI's taxonomy places the organism in Eukaryota, Dinophyceae, Prorocentrales, Prorocentraceae. The record is from the annotation of a GenBank genome assembly.